Messenger RNA from Blastomyces gilchristii SLH14081, 1245 nucleotides. Its product is annotated as RAN protein kinase. The record is from RefSeq and is a predicted model, not a curated record. The transcript is spliced from 2 exons. Gene Ontology annotation, molecular function: ATP binding; protein serine/threonine kinase activity. Gene Ontology annotation, biological process: protein phosphorylation; intracellular signal transduction. Lineage: Eukaryota; Fungi; Ascomycota; Eurotiomycetes; Onygenales; Ajellomycetaceae. Bases 1 to 1245 code for a protein of 414 amino acids.
AUGUUGCCAACACCCCCACAAUCACCACCGCCUGUUUCUAUAUGCGAUGCUCCAGAGGAUAGGCUCGGUUUGCUGCUCGCCAACCGGCUGGAACUCACAAGCGUUCUUGGGGUAGGUGCCUACGGUGUUGUUUAUUCUGCUAUCGACAUCCAUACCCAUGUGCCGUACGCAGUCAAAGCUCUCAACAAGGCAGGACUCGACUCCAGGCAGCGGAAGUUUCAGCAACGGGAAAUCAAACUCCAUCAUUUGGCUAGUCAGCAUCCCAAUGUGGUUUCUUUGGUCCGCAUAAUGGAUUCUCUUGAUUGUACUUUUGUUGUUAUUGAGUUUUGCCCAGAAGGCGAUCUUUUCUCCAAUAUUACUGAGAGAGGUCAGUUUGUUGGAAACGAUUUCCUUACCAAGCGAGCUUUCCUCCAGAUUUUGGAUGCCGUGCAGUAUUGUCACUCCAUUGGAAUCUAUCACCGGGAUCUCAAACCAGAGAAUAUUUUGGUUGCCGAUAAUGGAAUGACGGUUAAGCUGGCCGACUUUGGCCUUGCUACAACCGAUUUCUACACCUCGGAUUUCGGAUGCGGCUCGACGUUCUAUAUGUCACCAGAGUGUCAAGAAUCUACGACUCGACCGUAUGCUUCUGCACCAAAUGACGUAUGGAGCCUAGGUGUUAUCCUCGUCAACUUAACCUGUGGGCGGAAUCCUUGGAAACGAGCAUCCACCGAAGAUUCUACUUUCCGUGCGUAUCUUAAGGACCCGGAAUUUCUCCGGACAAUUUUGCCCUUAUCAUUCGAACUGAAUUCCAUUUUGAGGCGCAUUUUCGAAUGCGAUCCCCAAAAGCGAAUUUCAAUUUCGGAGCUGCGGAAAUUGAUUGUGGAGUGUCCGAGGUUCACUCUGCGGCAUGGAACUCCCGUAUCUAUGCCACCAACACCACCUUGCCAGAGCUAUCAAUACCAGAAGAAUUCCCGUUGCCCUGUUAGUUUUGUUCCUUACCCAGUCUCGCCUCCAGCAGAGCCCAUCGAAGCCGAAUAUUCUAUGUCAGCCAUUUCUGAGGCUUCUCUCUCCGACGGCGGCUCCUCUAUAUCAUCUUCUUCUUCGUCUUCAUCCGAGUAUGCGCCUUGCAGCCAAGCACCGAAUCACUUGAAAUAUGUGCCUCCCAUGCCAUCUAAUUUCUGGGGAUCCUUCGUACCUUUCACCGACAUUGCUGAGAAGAGUCUUGCACAGCAACAUCCCAUGGAACCCGUCAUUGCCGUAUAUUGA